Messenger RNA from Penicillium angulare, 1332 nucleotides. Its product is annotated as phytoene desaturase family protein. The transcript has 3 exons. NCBI's taxonomy places the organism in Eukaryota, Fungi, Ascomycota, Eurotiomycetes, Eurotiales, Aspergillaceae. The record is from RefSeq and is a predicted model, not a curated record. Gene Ontology annotation, molecular function: oxidoreductase activity. The coding region runs from base 1 to 1332 and encodes 443 amino acids. Gene Ontology annotation, biological process: carotenoid biosynthetic process.
AUGGCAAAUAUAAUCUGGUUUUCAGAUCAUGACCAUCUCGACCUAUCCACCGACAUAAGCAAAAUGAAACCUCAGAUCGAACGACUCGAAGGAAAAGAUGGCCUUCAAAAGCUGUUUGGAUUCUUGAAAGAAUCCGGCCAGCACUAUGAUCUUUCCAUGAAACAUGUUUUAUCUAAGGAUUUUCCUAGCAUCUUGUCCAUGCUUCGUCCGGAAAUGCUCAUAUCGUUACUAUCCCUACAUCCCUUCGAGAGCAUGUAUGGCCGGAUUAAGCGGUAUUUUGAAUCAGAUCAGCUUCGAAGAGCGUUUACAUUUGCUAGCAUGUAUCUUGGCAUGAAUCCUUUCGAGGCUCCAGGGACAUACUCCCUGCUACAGUAUACAGAGUUAGCUCACGGUAUACUCUAUCCUGAAGGUGGAUUCGUGAAGGUACUAGAAGCUUUAGCGAAGACCGGUAAACGCUUAGGCGUCGACUUUCGUCUUGGCAGUGAAGUCUCGUCGAUAAUAUUAUCUCCUGAUGAACAAGCCCAGGGCGUGAAACUCCUCUCCGGAGAAGAGAUUCGAGCCGAUGUCGUUGUCAUAAAUGCAGAUCUAGUCUAUGCCUAUAACACUUUACUCCCUUCUACUCCAUAUGCCCAGUCUUUGACCAAGAAACCUGCUUCUUGCAGCAGUAUCUCUUUCUUCUGGUCUUUGGACAGAACCAUCGAGGAGCUGAAAGUUCACAACGUUUUCCUUGCCGAGCAUUACAAAGAGAGUUUCGACGCCAUUUUCCAUCGUCAUCAAUUACCUGAUGAGCCCUCUUUCUAUGUCAAUGUUCCCAGUCGAAUUGAUCCUUCAGCGGCACCCGAGGGAAAGGAUGCCGUUGUCGUACUAGUGCCUGUGGGACAUAUCGAUGAUGACCCUUCAAACCCUCAGAAUUGGGAUGAGCUUGUCAAGUUAGCUCGGGAUGUUGUCAUUCAGACGAUUGAAGCUCGGACUGGAGCUAAGGGUCUUCGCGAUAGUAUUAUUGAGGAAUCUAUCGAGACGCCCGUCACUUGGAAUUCGAAGUUCAAUCUUGAUCGGGGAGCAAUAUUGGGUCUUUCACAUUCUUUCUUUAACGUACUGAGUUUCAGACCCAAGAUCAAACAUUCUACUAUCCAGGGUUUGUUCUUUGUUGGGGCAAGCACACAUCCUGGCGCAGGUGUUCCGGUUAGCUUAGCGAGUGCUAAGAUUGUGAGUGAGGCUAUUGUGUCGAGUAUGUCGGGGAAACUGAACCGUGACCACAACCAUAUAAACAUUUGGGUCGCUUUAUUACUGUCUCUUCUGGCUUGUCUGUAUCUGUCUUUUCUUUGGAGUUAG